AAAUUCCAGCCUCCUCCCCCCUUGCCCUUAUCCCUAAUCAAAGGGCGGUCCAGCCCCCUGCGGGGAAUUCCUGGACAGCUGGCCCUUUAAAUCCCAGAGCCAAACUUUUUGGGCUGACAGAGGGAGGGAUGGGGAGGAGGGGCCAGGGACUUAACCCUCCCAACCCCGAGAGGGGCCAGACUGGGCGUAGGCUCCUGAUCUUCGGGAUCCCGCUCCUGCCUCCCUUCCUGUCAUGGCCCCCUCAAACUGGGGCUGACCUUCUGCUGGGCCUGGCCAGGUGAAAGGAGGGGGUGCUUGAGGAGGAUUUGGUGGCGGACUGAAGGGGGCCCUGCCCCAGCAGAGCGGAGCUGGCCACGACUGAGGACCCUCCCGGGGCCCAAGGAUCCCCCUAAAGAAUGCCCAUCCUGAAACAGCUGGGCCCGGCCCUGCCCAAAAAGCGUUUGGACCGAGAUGCCAUCUCAGCUCCGCUGGGUGACUUUCGGCACACCAUGCAUGUGGGACGUGGGGGCGAUGCCUUUGGGGACACGUCCUUCCUGAGUCGCCACGGCGGCGGGGGCCCCACCCCGUCCCCUGGCCCCUCCCCAGCCCCCUCUGUUGCUCCGUCCCCAGCCCGCCCAGCCCUGCCACCCCCCACCGCUCCCCAGCCCCCACGGCCCUCGGAAAGCCAGUCCGACUCCCGACCGGCCGCUGCAGACCCUUUUCUGUCCUUUCACUUGGAUCUGGGGCCCUCCCUCCUAGAGGAGGUGCUAGGGGUGAUGGAUCGCGGCGCCCUGGCAGACGCAGGAGCUGCCCCGAGUGCCCCCAACGGCGGGCUGCUGACCUCCCGGUCGGGCUUCGGCUCCGAGGAGGACCUGGAUGAAGUUAUCGGUCUGUAGAGGUGCCCACAGGGGCUGGCCGUGUCGCCCGGGACCCAGGCCAGGGGCCUGACUUGGCCUUGCCUUAUACCAGAAGUUUUUAUGCGAAGCCCCCUGUAUAGCACCCUUCUUCCUCUCCCUCCUCCCCCCCCCUCCAUGCCUAGCCAAUCCCCCCCCCCAAAAAAAAUCUUUAUAUAUAAAGACAUAUCAACCAUUUA
This is a messenger RNA of Vombatus ursinus (common wombat), 1072 nucleotides long. RefSeq names its product CDC42 effector protein 5 (gene CDC42EP5). Bases 396 to 875 code for a protein of 159 amino acids. Lineage: Eukaryota; Metazoa; Chordata; Mammalia; Diprotodontia; Vombatidae. The record is from RefSeq and is a predicted model, not a curated record. The transcript is spliced from 3 exons.